CAGAGCCCGUGCCACGUGACAAGGCCCCGGCCACGUGCAGAGAAUCAAACGGACCUCGGCUCUGCCGUUUAUUUGCUGCAGUUCGUAUUUUGGCAGCUAUAAUAUUAACGUUUACAUUUUGAAUUUGAAGGUUUUGAGAUUAUUUUAGUCAAUUUUAAGACGUGUUCAUGAGGAAUUGUCUUUGUAAAUACCUGUAUAGUUAUUUAAUGUUUGAAAUCUUAAUUGUUUGAGUAUUAUAUUUUCGUGGUAACAUCGUAAUGCAGUACUGUAUAUAAAUGUAAUUUAUGGAUUUUUAAAUCAAAUAUAGGAUUCAAAUGUAGUGUUAUGCUUUAAAUUUGAUCUGUUAGAAUGUUUUGAAAUUCUGAAGUGAUUUUAUAUCAAUUCGUUAAAGUUAAUCCGAUUUUUUUUUUUCAGCUAACUUUUAAGUUACGAGGCCACUCUGAAAUUAUUUGGAAGUUAAUUUCCAAAUUCAAAACAUUCCCAAUGUGUCCACUGUCAAAUGUGGCCAAAGCCAGAGCAAUUACAAUUCUCGCAAUUGUAUGCAUCGUUAACACGGGUUUUGCUCAAGAAUACGUCACAACUAUAACUUUCCAAAAGCCAUUCGUCGUGCCUGCGAUUGUCUCAGUGAACAUCACAUCCGUGACAACUGAACACAGCAUGGCGUUUGUAAACUAUAGACUAGAAGUAAACUUUUUAAAAGUUACGCUUUGGUUGAAUCCACCAAAUAUGGAGGGACGCUUUGAAAUGUACAAUGCAUUUAGAAUGACAAAUUUACCUAUUAAGGUGGCAGUGUCAACUAAAGAGACAUACAUCAUUACCUGGUAUAUAUUUGAAAACGACAUCUAUCUACAUUGCGAUGAUGUGUCUUUGCUCUUUAGCAUUGUUAACGGUGAUGUAAUAUUAGAAGAUAUCAAUGCCUUGGACAUAACUGGUUUCACAUUUACCAUAGAAACUCGUUUUAAUUAUGGCUUUGAUAUAUUGCUCACCACCCUACCACCUAAGAAAAGUCUCCUGAAAUAUGAGAAAGCCAUUUCAAAAAGCCUUAAGGAUUUCUCAAUUAAUUUUUGGAUUAAUUAUUCUGAGAAGACAUCCGCCAUGUGCAUUCUAUGCUACUACACAAUACAAGGAGAUGCACUACUAUCCGUUGUACUCCUCGCACGGGGAAUUGAGUUCAGUGUUAUGGGGAAAGUGUUCUACUCCAACAACUGGCUCGAUUUACCAUUAACCACCUGGCAUUCGGUGAUGCUGACUGUGAGUAGCACAACGAGUUUGUGUGAAAUAUACAUCAAUGGAUGGUUCGUGGACUCUGUAAGCACCAAUGUCCAUGGCCCAGUCACCAUCCCGCCGGAGGGAACUGUUAUUAUUUGGCAGCUGCCAGAUAACUUUAACGGACCAUUUGAUAAUGAAAUUAAGAAUGUCGGUCUCCUCAGAAACGUAAACAUUUGGAAUUACAUCCUUCCGUAUUCAUACAUAGCAAAUUUGUGCCAUGGAAAGGUGAGAUCGCGAGUUUUGGGAAACGUCUUUCAGUGGACAGAUAAGCACAGCAAGACUACAGACGUAGUGCUACUCGAUAACAAUCGAGAUUCCUAUGAAUACAUUACUGUUCUAUCAACCAGCAAAAACUUAUACUUGUGUGCGAAUGAUAAUGUUUUACUUUGGAAAAAAUCACGGUGUGACGUAAACGCCACAGAGUGGGAAUUCACAAAUUCUUUUAGAAUGCGGAAUAUACAAAAAAACAAGUGCCUAAUGGCCUACAGGUGGCAGGCUCCUACAGAAGAUGCCUGUAGGAACUACGGUGUCUGCCCUCAAUACGGUGAUCAAUUAAGGCUGGAAGCAGCCUUUACGGGAUUGCAACUCGACGAAGACUGUUUUCCAAUGAGCUAUGGAUCCUUUGUUCUGAGUCCCAAGGGAAAGCUUCUAACGGUGGACGGUGGAAAUUGUGUCGGUUACAAAGGUCCUUCGAAAGAAGCUAAGUUAAUAAAUUGUGCAGAAGCAGAAAUCUUUAAAGAGAUUGAAGACACGAGCAGAAACCCCGGGAUGGCAGGAUGGAAGUUCUGGAAUGAAACUUGGUACCUCCUGCAGCAUUCCCACCCCAUGUCAUGGAGCGAAGCGCACAAAGCUUGCCAGGCAUUCCGAAACGCGUCUCUGCUGACCGUACACAGCGUUGACGAGAAGCUAUGGUUGGACCUCGUUGCCAAUGGAGAGUACUGGAUCGGCCUCACGGACACAAAGAAAGAGUCAGUGUUUGUGUGGCACGACGGAGCCGCCCUGAACCCCGCAGUGCGUAGCGUCUUGAAUGAUGACGGAUCAAAGGGAGGACUGCUUGACUGUGUUUACCUUUCCUCGAGAAGCGACUUCUGGAAGGACGACGAGUGUGCAAAGAGCAAGGGUUACAUUUGUAAAACCACUCGAUCAACGUCGCUGUUCGAGAUGAAGAAAUUGAAAGGAUUAAGUGCAAACGAGGCGGCCAAGUGCUCUGCUGCCGACUCCUUGUUAAACGCCAUGGAAACUUGCCUCCGACUUGCACAUUGCACUGGCGUCGUGGCACUGCCCAGAAAAUACUGCUUGACAGACACGAGCAGCGUCAUUGGAGCCAACUCUAAAUCGACGCUGUACGUCAAAGCGCAUUGCAAAAUGGGCUUAAGUGGAUUUUUGUGUGACUCCGGACAGCCGCCUGUAGAGAGACCCAUCAUCGUGUGCGAGUGUUUGCCUUACUUCAUAUCGCCUGGGCUGAAGAUUUGUGGCAGGACUGCUAAAGAAUGCACGCGUGGAUGUACAUUAGCCACUUGCGGCAACUGUAGACCUGUCUGCAAUGAUGCUGGCAUGAAGAGCACACCUCUGAUGCGGCUCAUUUGGCACAGAAUUGUGACCAGCAAAUUCCAUGUCUCCAAAAACGGAUCACACCGCAACGAAAACUCCAGCAUCUUUGUGGACGUCCGUGCACCUUGACCUUCUGACAAUGUUCUUAGGUUUUUUUCGGUAAAGUCACGUAGGUAAAAAAUU
Molecule: messenger RNA, 3003 nt
Organism: Lethenteron reissneri (Far Eastern brook lamprey)
Lineage: Eukaryota; Metazoa; Chordata; Hyperoartia; Petromyzontiformes; Petromyzontidae
Product: macrophage mannose receptor 1-like
Source: RefSeq, a predicted model, not a curated record